Erigeron canadensis is the source of this 1719-nucleotide messenger RNA. Its product is annotated as serine--tRNA ligase. Lineage: Eukaryota; Viridiplantae; Streptophyta; Magnoliopsida; Asterales; Asteraceae. The coding region runs from base 144 to 1475 and encodes 443 amino acids. The record is from RefSeq and is a predicted model, not a curated record. Gene Ontology annotation, molecular function: serine-tRNA ligase activity; ATP binding; tRNA binding. The transcript is spliced from 10 exons. Gene Ontology annotation, cellular component: cytosol. Gene Ontology annotation, biological process: seryl-tRNA aminoacylation.
CAUUUGCGAUUCCGUCUCUCUGCUCACUCGUAUUCCGAAAAGCAUCAAAUCAAGUUGCUUAAAACCCUUUUCUUUGCAUACAUACAUCUAUCGCCGCCGCUCCAAAGCUUUGCCACGCACUCUGUUUUUUCUAAAGAAAGAGAAUGUUGGACAUAAAUCUAUUUAGGGAAGAGAAGGGUAACAAUCCAGAAAUUAUACGCGAGUCUCAGCGACGGCGGUUUGCCAGUGUGGAAAUCGUUGAUGAAAUUAUUCAACUCGACAAAGAGUGGCGUCAACGUCAAUUUGAAUUGGAGCAGUUGCGAAAAGACUUUAACAAGCUCAACAAAGAAGUGGCUAAACUUAGAAUUUCUGGAGCGGAUGCCAGCUCCAUGAUCAAAAGUUCUGAGGAAAACAAGGAUUCAAUUGCAAAGAAAAACACGGAGGUUCAAGAGGCGUGGAAGGAGUUGUAUAGCAAGUUAGACAAGGUUGGGAAUCUUGUGCAUGACUCAGUUCCUGUUAGCAAUGAUGAGGCAAAUAAUGCUAUUGUCCGGACGUGGGGAGAGAAAAGAAUGGAGCCAAAGCUAUUAAAUCACGUUGAGCUUGUCGAAAAACUUGGAAUUGCAGAUCUGAAAGCAGGUGCUAAUGUAGCUGGUGGUAGAGGAUAUUAUCUGAAAGGAGAUGGCGUGAGACUUAAUCAAGCUCUUAUAAAUUUUGGUCUUGAUUUUUUGGGGGAAAGGAACUACACUGCGUUGCAGACUCCCUUUUUUAUGAGGAAGGAUAUCAUGGGAAAGUGCGCUCAAUUAGCACAAUUUGAUGAAGAACUGUACAAGGUAACAGGUGAAGGAGAUGACAAGUAUUUGAUUGCUACUGCUGAACAACCACUUUGUGCUUAUCACAUAGAUGAUUGGAUUCAUCCAUCACAAUUACCAAUAAGAUAUGCUGGAUAUUCAUCUUGCUUUCGUAAAGAGGCUGGUUCACAUGGCCGUGACACUCUUGGAAUUUUCCGCGUCCAUCAGUUUGAGAAAAUUGAACAGUUCUGCAUCACCAGCCCAAUUGCUAAUGAUGAUGAAAAUUCUUGGAAAAUGCAUGAGGAGAUGAUAAAAAACUCUGAGGACUUUUAUCAAAAGCUGAAGCUGCCCUAUCAAAUAGUGGCUAUCGUCUCUGGUGCACUCAACGAUGCUGCAGCUAAAAAGUAUGACUUGGAGGCCUGGUUUCCUGCAUCUAGCACUUACAGAGAACUUGUGUCAUGUUCUAAUUGCACUGAUUUCCAGUCAAGAAAAUUGGAGAUCAGAUAUGGACAAAAGAAGGGCAAUGAUCAGACCAAGCAAUAUUGUCAUCUCUUGAACUCAACUCUUACAGCAACAGAGAGAACCUUAUGCUGCAUCCUUGAGAACUACCAAACGAAGGACGGUGUCGAAGUACCAGAAGUUUUACAGCCAUAUAUGGGUGGCAAGACUUUUAUAAGUUUCACAAAGUCCCCCGCCAAAAAGAACUGAAAGGAAGAAAUCAAAAGCGUAGCCAUUUGAAGGUAUAUUCGUGUUUUGUUUCAAAAGGGUUUCUGAUGACGACUGUAUCAUCAGAUAGGGUUAUGUUACAUGGUGCUCGUUUCCUAGGAUUUUUAUAUAAUUACUGAUUGAUAGUACUCGUCUUUCAUACUUAUUAUUGGUGUUUGUUUUGAUUAUACAUGAUAGCCAAAGGUUGCACCUGAAUUUUUACCAAUUCCAGAAUGUCUUCACUUAA